GGUCAGUGUUAUAAUAUCUACUAGAGGUAAAGUUGGGAUGGGUUGCUCUGCCGAGAAAGAGGGGAAAGUCUUGCAAUGAUGGUCCGCAUCGUUGGACUAAGCUGCAAGUUAGGAGGCAGUGCUGCAAGCUGUGAGUUGGGGACUAGAGAAGACCCUGGACUAGAGUUGCCACUCUGACAAAAGCAAUGCUGCUCCUCUGAAUAGAAUUUGUAUGUUUGGUGUUAGUGUAAGAACUAUUGUUGAGGAUGUUUAAUGUCUUGUUUGCUUUGUUCUUUUGAGUUUGGUUUGGGUGUGUGCUCUAGUAGUUUAGUCUUGCCCAAGUCGACUGUUAAGGCUGAGUAAUUUUUGCUCACCCGGAUGGCUCUAGUUCAUUUCCAGUUAAGAGGGAGAUUAACCUUUUAUUCAGUGGAUAUUACUCAUGUACUCUUGUAUUUUCAAGGUUUAUAAGAGUUUUUGAUUUGCCUUUUGACAAAAAAAAAAUAAAAAUAUACCAAAAGUGAAAACAAACUUUAUUGAAUUGCGAAAUGAUUUUUUUUUCUUUAGGAUUUUAAAAUUAACGUAGUUCCGAACCCCUCAUACGGAAGCCAAACAGGGCAUAUUGUGCUUGUCCCGAGUGAGGACUGAGGAGACUAACGCAAAUAAACCCUGAAUAAAAACCCUAAUUACUUGUUGCUAUUUUCUCCCUUCUUACAACGCAAGCACUUGGGAGCCAUAAGAAAUGGAGCAGAGGCUUUCAAAUACAUGGCGGAUGACUGUGAAUGAGAAGAAAUUCAUCGAGACGGCGCUGCUGUCGGAUCUCAGAAUCGAUGGUCGCGGUCCUUUUGAUUAUCGAAGCUUAACAAUCCAGUUUGGUAGUGAAGAUGGCUCAUCAGAGGUGAAACUAGGUCAGACUCGUGUAAUGGGAUUUGUAACCUCCCAGCUGGUGCAACCUUAUCGUGACCGCCCGAACGAAGGAACUCUUUCCAUAUUUACUGAAUUCUCUCCAAUGGCAGAUCCUUCAUUUGAAGUAGGGCGUCCUGGGGAAUUUGCCGUGGAGUUAGGACGCAUAAUUGAUCGUGGGUUGAGGAUAGCAAAUCAGAAUAAUUAUCUUGUAGUGAGCCAUCAGAAGUGUGUUGCAGGGAAAGCAGGGCAGUGGACACAGAAUCACUUUGUGUCGUUGCUGAAUAGGAAUCUUGUGGAUGCUGCCAAUAUAGCUGCUUUGACCGCUCUUUUGACUUUCAGAAGGCCAGAAUGCACGUUAGGAGGAGAAAAUGGUCAGGAAGUUACCAUACAUCCUCCUGAAAAUGAAUUAUCCUUCUGGAUAAGGUUUGUCAGAAGCAUUGCUCUUCCAUAUGAGUCUGCUUCACUACUGAGGCAGACUUGGGAACCACUUCCUUUGAUUAUACACCAUCUCCCUAUAGCUGUUACCUUUGCAUUUAUCGGGGCUGAGAGCACUGUGGUUAUUGACCCGUCACACUUUGAAGAAGCUGUUAUGGGAGGAAAAUUGACUGCUACUCUGAAUACAAAUGGUGACGUCUGUGCUAUCCAGAAAGCUGGAGGAGAAGGCGUCAUACAGAGUGUUAUUAUGCAGUGCUUGCGGAUUGCAUCUGUAAAGGCUGGCGACAUAACAACCAAAAUAAAGAAAGAGGUUGAAGUCUACAACUCAGCAAGAGCUUUGAAAAAGAUCAAACGACACCCUGAUCUUGUUGGCGUCAGCCAAGUUGCUCAGAAGGGAGUUGAUAAUUUAUCAAAGGCAAUGGGGAAGCGUGAAAUGAAAACAGAGGAUAGAAGUACGCAAGAGGACAUGGAAAUAGAAACCAAUUCAUCUAAAAAUGAUGAAAGCAGUUUGGGGAAUGUCAAACUUAGAGCUUUUAUUGGUGGGCCAUCUAGCUGGGAUCCAUAUUCCAAGGGUGUCAACGUUGAUGAAUUGAAGGCAUCUUUGGGUUUGCGAGCUGCAGUGAUCCCCGAACAAAAGAUGGAUGUAUUACCUCCUGAAAAUCCAGAGUCUGAUCAACCCCUUAGAGAUGAAGAUCCACCAUCACCUCCAUCGCAAGAUACAGCUAAAGCUCAACAGCAGAUGACCAAACCCAAGACGUUAAAAGAUGCAGUGAAGCCUAAGCAUAAAAGAAAAAAGAAGAAUUUGUUGAACACUGAUGGGAGUUAA
Messenger RNA from Striga asiatica, 2143 nucleotides. The record is from the annotation of a GenBank genome assembly. NCBI's taxonomy places the organism in Eukaryota, Viridiplantae, Streptophyta, Magnoliopsida, Lamiales, Orobanchaceae.